This is a messenger RNA of Botrytis byssoidea, 345 nucleotides long. RefSeq lists its product as uncharacterized. Bases 1 to 345 code for a protein of 114 amino acids. The transcript is spliced from 3 exons. The record is from RefSeq and is a predicted model, not a curated record. NCBI's taxonomy places the organism in Eukaryota, Fungi, Ascomycota, Leotiomycetes, Helotiales, Sclerotiniaceae.
AUGCACCAAACUGGUGGAUUAAGAAACGAAGAAGCGAAUGUUGCAGCUUGGGAAGCUGGUAAAGGUGCUGCAGUUGGCGGUGCAAAGUGGGGCUUGUUUGCAGCUGCAUUAGGAGGUGCUGGAUAUGCUCUUUCUCCAAUAUACAAAGGAUUGACGAUUCAAUUCAAAGUAUUUAUCCAGAUGGGCUUUAUGGUUAUGGGAGGUUCUCUUGAAGCGGAUCGACGCAUCAGAGAAUAUGAAGCAAAAGUGCGAAUGGAGAAACGUAUGAUCAGGGAUCGAGCAGUGUGGAACCAGUUUGAAGAAGAAUAUGAGCAAUCCGCUUCAAAGCAAGAUAAAUCAAGGUAA